GCAUCUCGGCUUGUUGCUUUGUAUAAUAAAGUCUUAUUAAAUUCUGGAACUCUGCCUUUUGAGCUUCAUUUGCAAGGAAGAGAUGACUUUUCUCCACAACCAUAGAUAGAUAGGUACAUAAAUACAUACACAUACAUACAUGUGGUCACUGUCCAGUUUUCCGCUGUUAUCUGGAGUAGCCUAUGUUAAUAAGGAAAGGGCAGAUAAGUGUUUGAAUAGGAGGAGCUUCAUAUUCUGCUUACUUGAUCUUACGAAGUGCAUUUCAAUGUUUAUGCACAAAGAUACCGCUAAAAGAUGAAAAAAAGGCUGGGAAAUCUAAGCUUGAAUUCCCUCACUUAUAAUUUAACAGAGGAGAAAAGAAAGCAGCUUUGUUCCUUGCUGGGGAAUGUUGAACUGACUCUUCUCUACAAAGCUUCUGUUCAUGGAUAUCACGCUUCUUCCUUCCACCAGCGAUGUGACCAUCAGGGUCCAACAUUACUUGUGGCCUACAACCGUUCAGGCUACAUCUUUGGUGGAUACACUAGUGUAGAGUAUGCUCAAAGUGGACGGGAUAUUACAGAUGAGAGUGCUUUCCUGUUCAGCUUUCAAGGUGUUCAACAUUCAAAUCCUCUCUGCAUCAAAAUUAACAGUGGAUAUACUGCACGUUAUGAUGAUGCUGGAGGACCCAACUUUGGCCAACAGUUGUACUUUUGCUACAACAACCAACCAGUUGUGUAUGAUCAAAGUGUGAAUGCAUUUUAUAAUAGAGCAGUGGUUAAUCCAUUCGGUUUUAGACCUGCCACAACAUUUGAGUUUAAUCAAGGAGGGGGUGCAUUUACUGUUAUUUCGGCAACAUUGUAUGGGAACGACACUCAAUUAACUGAAUGUGAGGUGUACAAAGUGGAACAGAAAAAAGAUCCUCAGAUCAGUGCCAAGGUGAAGCCGUGGAGGAAUGUUGAGUGGACAGCAAAACGAAGAGACGAGCUCAUGAAAAUGAUCAGGAAUUAUAAACCCAUGAUGACUUCUGUGAAUCAGAUCAGAAUCCUAAUGAUCGGUCCUGUAGGUGCUGGAAAAUCCAGUUUCUUCAACUCCAUCAACUCCAUCUUCAUGGGCCGCAUGACCAGUAAAGCCAUGUCAGGAUCUGCAGGCACUAGCCUCACCACACAGUUUCGCACAUACCCAGUGAAAGACGGUCGUGAAGGAAAGCCACUGCCGUUUGUGUUGUGUGACACCAUGGGACUCGAGGAGCAAUCAGGUGCAGGACUGGAUAUUGAGGACAUCAGCAGCAUUCUUCAAGGUCACGUACCAGACCGCUAUAAAUUCAACCCCACAGCACCGUUUCAACCAGAUGAGCAAAAGGCCUCCAAACCUGCAUCUCUACAGGAGAAGAUCCACUGUGUGGUGUACGUGAUAGACGCCACCAAAAUCUCCCUCAUGUCUGACAAACUAGAGGAAAAACUUGCUGCCAUACGCAAAAAAGUGAACUCACUGGGCAUUCCCCAGAUGGCUUUGAUGGCAAAAGUAGAUGAAGCAUGUCCUGAUGUGGAGGAAGAUCUUCAAAAUGUUUAUAUCACUUCCUACAUCAAGACGAAGGUUCAGGAGGUGAGCUCUCGGUUGGGUGUGCCGGUGUCUUGUGUGUUACCGGUGAAGAACUACAGUCAGGAGCUGGAGCUGGAGCUCAACUGUGACGUCCUGCUACUCACCGCUCUACAGCAGAUGCUCAACUUUGCAGAUGACUAUCUGGAUGAUGUUGAUCCUGUUUAGGACAAUCUUAUAAAGUGCUACUAGUGGAGUUUUUUCUCCCUUUGUGAUAGAAUGAUUUAAUGUUAUAUUUGUGUGUAAUCUUAUAUUGGUUUGCUAUUUGUACUACUUAUUGUAGAUGUACAGUUGUGCUCAAAAUUAUUCAUACCCUUUGUAAAUAUGACUAAAGAAGGCUGUGAAAAUAAAUCUGCAUUGUUAAUCCUUA
Molecule: messenger RNA, 1945 nt
Organism: Megalobrama amblycephala (Wuchang bream)
Lineage: Eukaryota; Metazoa; Chordata; Actinopteri; Cypriniformes; Xenocyprididae
Product: interferon-induced protein 44-like
Exons: 8
Coding region: 295-1743 (482 amino acids)
Molecular function (GO): GTP binding
Source: RefSeq, a predicted model, not a curated record